Molecule: messenger RNA, 2757 nt
Organism: Neoarthrinium moseri
Lineage: Eukaryota; Fungi; Ascomycota; Sordariomycetes; Amphisphaeriales; Apiosporaceae
Exons: 3
Coding region: 1-2757 (918 amino acids)
Source: RefSeq, a predicted model, not a curated record
AUGGGAUUCCUCAAGUCCUAUCUUGCGCCCGGGCGGGCGAAGAAAGAAGAGGAGAAGCAAGGCCAUAAAAAGAAUUCGGGCGCCCAGGAUGAAACGAAUAUGAAAGACAUGACUUCCGCGUCGAAGAAGACUGCACAAUACUCAAGAGGCACUCCUGUCGCGGGCUCGACACCGGGCGUGAUAACACCUUCAAGCCAAUACGGCUCUCGUCCAGCGUCGGUAUACUCACGCCGCACAUCUCUGUACCCACAAGGUGACUUCCGGAACUCGGCUCGAGACAGCUUGCUGGACGUGAAGGCCGAUGUCAUGUGCAAUUGGCUUUACCAGCAACAGCUUGAGAAGCAGUAUGCAACUGGCAUGCUGCCCGGCGAAGGGGCAGUCAUCAAGAAAGGUAGAAACGACUACGCCUGCUGCCCACCAUUGCUUCGGAACAUGCAAGGGAGUCUUUUUGAGAUGGCUAUGGAACUCAAUGUCAGGUGCGCCAUGACCGUGAACACUCGAGUCAUUAAUGUCAUUCUGAGCUCGAAGCGAUCAACUUAUGACUAUAUCCCCCUGCCAGACGGACUGCAUUUGCAAGUGCUCCCGUCUAUGCGCGAUCUUCCAAGGUGCCAGAAGCACCACUUUGCCGCCUUCAUUCAAGACGCCCAGAUCCUCGUCGUUUGGGACGACGAACCCAAGAAGUUGCUACUCAGAGCUGAGGCCUUGGAACGACAGUUGAUGACAAUGAUUUGGGGUACUGGUGGUGAUGAAGACGAAGAGGAAGACGAGAAGGCGGCCGAGAAGAACGCGGUUGAAGUUGGCGUGUCUGCUGUUGACCUCGAGGCUGCUCUCGAGAAAGGAGUCCGAAAACUGAAGCUUACCAGUCCAAUCACCGUCGCCUUGACCAUAAUGUUAACCAUCGCCUGCCUAGGUUUGGGUAUCCGAAAUCUCGCCUACCAACUCGCCAUCGACGGGUCCUAUAUUCGACUGGCACUAGUAGCCGCCAUCCCGGCACAAUUCUUCAUCUCCCUUUUCUUCUUCCAGACCAUUGUCACCAACAUAUUCCAAAUCUUUGGUCCGAUAUCUGCCAUCGACACGAACUCACGAUUUUACUCCGGGGAGGCUCCAAAACGCCUGGACCGAAACUACUGCACGCUACCCCAUGUCACUGUACAAAUGCCAGUUUACAAGGAGGGUCUGAACGGAGUCAUCCGGCCGACCAUCAGCUCGCUGAAGCAGGCGAUAUCCACGUACGAAAUGCAAGGCGGCUCCGCGAACAUCUUCGUCAACGACGAUGGUAUGCAGCUGAUCUCUGAGGAGCAAGCCGAAGCCCGGCGGGAGUUUUAUGAAGAGAACAACAUUGGAUGGGUCGCGCGCCCUAAGCACAACCCCAAGCCGGCCGAAGGAGAGCAAGUCUUCUUGCGCCGUGGAAAGUUCAAGAAGGCCUCCAACAUGAACUACGCGCUAAUGGUUAGCAACCGUGUGGAGGACAAACUGUUGGAACUGCAGCGAGGCCCGACUUGGACUCAGGACGAUGAAAAUACUGCUUACCAGCAAUGUCUCGAGGAGGUCAUCCAACAGGAUGAAGGGCGCACCUGGGCAGAGGGUAACAUCCGAGUUGGUGAUUACAUCCUCAUCAUCGACUCAGAUACUCGUGUGCCAGCAGACUGCUUACUGGACGCCGUCAGCGAAAUGGAGCAGUCCCCGGAAGUUGCUAUCUUGCAGUUCUCUUCUGGUGUUAUGCAAGUCACAACAUCGUUCUUCGAGAAGGGUGUCACCUGGUUUACCCAGCUCAUCUACUCCGCCAUCACAUUCGCCGUUGCCCACGGAGAUGCUUGCCCCUUUGUAGGCCACAACGCCAUGCUGCGGUGGUCGGCACUGCAGGACGCGGUCGUGUACCAGGACGAGGAUGGCUACGAGAAGUUCUGGUCCGAAUCUCACGUGUCGGAGGACUUCGAAAUCUCGCUGCAACUGCAAGUCAAGGGUUACACUCUGCGGUUCGCAUCUUACACCGGCGAUGGCUUCCAGGAGGGUGUCUCCUUGACGGUGUACGAUGAACUGGCUCGGUGGGAGAAGUAUGCGUACGGCUGCAACGAGCUUUUGUUUAACCCCCUCCGAUACUGGAUCACUCGUGGUCCGCUGACACCGUUGUUCCGCAAGUUCCUUUUCUCCUCCAUCCCUCUGCCAAAGAAGGUGACUAUCAUGGCGUACAUUGGUACUUACUAUGCAAUCGGCGCUGCCUGGCCCCUGACUGUCGCGAACUACUUCCUCUCUGGCUGGUUCUUCGGUCUUCUCGACAAAUACUACCUCGACUCGUUUGCUAUCUACAUCUCAAUCAUUGUUGUUUUCACUGCUUUUGGCAACUUUGCCCUGGCAAUUCUUCGAUACCGUCUCAACCAACAGGGCCUUGUGGAAGCUAUCUGGAACAACAUAAAAUGGAUCCCCAUGAUGUCGAUCUUCCUGGGAGGCAUCCAGUUGCACAUCUCGCAGGCCCUCCUCUCGCACUUCUUCUCCAUUGACAUGAACUGGGGCGCUACAGCCAAGGAGCUGGAGGAGGUUAACUUUGUCGAGGAGAUCCCACGCCUGUUCAAACGCUUCAAGGGCACCUUCGUGUUCUGCACCCUCAUGACCGCCCUCAUGGUCUGCGGCAAUUUUGUGUUCCCCUGGCAAUGGCGCAUUACAGAUUUUGCUGCCAUCUGGCCUCUCGCCGCGUGUACCGUCAACCAUUUCCUCCUGCCGGUAGCGCUGAACCCGGCGCUGAUGGUGUUUGCAUGGUAA